GAAAGUUGUGUUCAAUUAGUUAGCUCGACGAUGGCGACCUUAGAUGCGGGGCCAAAGUCUGACUUAGCAAUCCAGGUUCUGGAAACAUCUUUGAGAAAUGAAAAAUAUACACGCGACAAAUUGGAAAAACUGGUGGAUGCACAGCAACUGCAGGUUGAAGAGCAUCGCAGCUUGAGACUCAAGCUGGAGGCGCUUCUUCGUAUUGAACGUGAAAGAGUUGGACAGCUGGAACGUCAAGUUUGGGAAUUGCAAGCUCAACUGGUGCCAAAAGACAGCGAAGAGAUGCCCCAAGACCCUGUCCGCCUGCAGAUCCUUUUGCGAAACCGAGACAAACAGUUGGAUGAUCUAUCCCAUCGUUUCCAGGAUCUGCAAAAAGAAACUGAUACUGCGCACUUCCAAGUUGCUCUCACACGUCAAGAGGUUGCAACUCUGAGAGCAGAAGCAGUGCAGCGCGGUGAUGAGCUACAGAGGUCGAUGCAGUGUGAAGCCCAACUGCGUGCCCAAAUCUUCCAGCUCCGGGAUGAACUGGAGCGCCUGCAGGCAGCGCUCGUUGAGGAACAAGUUCGCAGUUCCAAAGUGGUGCAAGCUACUGCAGCCUUGCAGGCUGAGCAGGAGCGUUUUGCUGCCAUGGAAACCAAGAUGGUUGAAGAGAAGGAGCAGGCCAAGCAGGAGUUUGAAUGCUUGGCCGCCCAGUCAGAAGAAAGCAAUCAGACAAAGGACCAAACCAUUCGGCAUCAAACAUCUGCGAUGGAAGCUCUGAAUCGCGAGUUGAAGGAGAAGCAGGUGGAGAUAGAUAAGCUUACAGCCGUACUGUCUGCAGGUGAGGAGGGAGCAAAGGGCGUUCAGCGCAUUUUCUUGCCACCUCUUGGACCAAAGCCUAUGGAGGAUGUUGAGGUCAAGCGCUCAAUCGACAACCUUCGCAAGCAGCUGAAAGCGAAGGAAUCGAAGCUGUCCAAACAGACAGAAAGGCUGCAGGGCCUUGGAGAGCUGCUUGAAGAGCGCGACGUACAGCUGCAGGAGCUGACUAGUGCGCGUCGUGACCGAGAAAAGCUGCGCUUGAAGCUGGCUGACUUGGAGGAUGCUGUCAAGACACAAAAGAAGGUCCUCUCGAGGGCUGAUGCCGAGCGCCGGCUGAUCAGCCAGGAGGCACGACUCAAAGAGUCCGAACGCCACAUGAAGGAGCUUGCAGACAACCUGCACAGAGAACGUGAAGAGCGGCAGACCGUGACAACUGAGCUACGUACGCUGGAACAGCGGCUUGUGGGGAGCGCUGUCUCGGCUGGGGCCAUGGAUGAUGCCAAUGAGGCUAUGGCAAAGGAGCUGGCGGAGCAUCGUGUCAAGUUAGAUAUGAAGUGUGAAGAAGUGGGAAAACUGGAGGAGAUGCUGGCAGCUUCACAGGCCGAGGUGAAGAAACUCAGUGAACGUGUAAGACCAGAAGUGGAUGAUGUGGCAUCCCUCCCGCAAGUUCAACGCAAACUACGGAAGUUAGAAGAGCUUGACGAGCAGCUUGCUAGGGAUGUCAUUGUUCAUCUUCAAGAUCGAGAGAAGAAAAUUGACACACUCAGCUCCACGGUGGCGUUGCUUCGUCAAACCGUCGAUGAUAUGCAGCCGAAGGAGCAAAGACUGGAACCUGGGGCCAAUCCGGAACUCUUUUAAUUCCUCUGAAGCUUUGUAGCAAGUUGCCAGUUUUGUUCAGUUCCAAUCAUCAUCUCGCUGGCGCAAGCAUUUACAUCCUAUGGCCUUGAUAAAAGGUUUUUGAGGAUGGGCUGGGGCUUUACAAGCUCUGCAAAUCAACACGUUUCACUGGUUUUCAACGCAGCUUCCAAGUUCCAAGCAGUCAGAGACGAAGUCUUGCAAGCAAGGAGAGGAACGAAAUCUUGCUUGACCCAUCGCUAGGGGACGGAACAGAGAAAAACACCAUCGCUAGUGCACCCUGGGAAGAACCCGGAGGAGCAUUGGUUAAAGGAUCGAGGAGCAA
Molecule: messenger RNA, 1978 nt
Organism: Durusdinium trenchii
Lineage: Eukaryota; Dinophyceae; Suessiales; Symbiodiniaceae
Source: the annotation of a GenBank genome assembly